Cottoperca gobio is the source of this 4483-nucleotide messenger RNA. RefSeq names its product ATPase copper transporting beta (gene atp7b). NCBI's taxonomy places the organism in Eukaryota, Metazoa, Chordata, Actinopteri, Perciformes, Bovichtidae. Gene Ontology annotation, cellular component: trans-Golgi network; plasma membrane. The record is from RefSeq and is a predicted model, not a curated record. Gene Ontology annotation, molecular function: ATP binding; copper ion binding; ATP hydrolysis activity. Gene Ontology annotation, biological process: copper ion homeostasis; copper ion import.
UCCCCUUAUCUCCACGAACAGGACCGCGCGCUUGCCCACUUCGGACUUUUACCCUGCGACAUUGAUAGGUGAAGAUAAGACAAACGGAAUUAGAGCAGCUCAAAUAUGUUUUCACCAAAGUCGCCUAAAAACCUUUCCAAGUAUGUCUUCAAGGCGUCGCGCGGCGCAGGGGAGCAGAUUUGUAUGGUUGAAUGUCCGCCGGACUGCACCUGUAGUGUCCACCCGGCCGGCAGCAGCAGGAGACAGUGCGCGCCCCAGUGCAAGGAGAAUGGCUCUGACAUUGAGAAACAAGGCCUUGAUAACUUGGCCUACGAGUACGGGAGUCAGAGUGAGUUCUACCCUCCACCCAAAACUGCCUCCAGAGCAACUCUUAAACUCCUAGGACUCUCCCCCCAGCACCAGGCCCAAGCCAUCGAAAGCAGAAUCUGCAGCCUGAAUGGAGUUCUUGCUGCCAGCUUGUCUCUACCCAGCAGCUUGGCCAAAGUGACUUAUGAUACCUCAGUUAUCACAACCAAAGAGAUCGUUCUGGAGCUCCAGAGCAUGGGAUUUAAUGCAGAGUCAGCAGUGCAGAUCAGGGUGGAUGGUAUGCACUGCCAGUCCUGUGUGCAGUCCAUUGAGGGAAAGAUUGGUCCUCUACCUGGGGUUUCACAUAUCCAGGUGUCCCUUCAAGACACUGCGGCGCUGAUUGUCCAUCAACCUCUUCUAAUUACACAAGAGCAGCUGAGAGACAGCAUCGAGGAUAUGGGAUUUGGUGCGACUUUAUUAGCCGAUGAUCUAUCUGGAUAUGAUAUAAGCUACUGGCAGAGGGACAUAUCGAACUCCACAGUUCACAUUUGGAUUGUAGGGAUGACUUGCAACUCGUGCGUGCAGUCCAUAGAAGGGAGGAUCUCCGAGAUGACAGGAGUGCGGUCCAUAGCGGUGUCACUGAAGGAGGAAAAGGGAACGAUAACCUUUGACCCCAGUCUGACGGAGCCGGAGCAGCUCAGGGCAGCUAUUGAAGACAUGGGCUUUGACGCGUCACUUACAGAACCUGCAUCUGGAAAGAGUGUCCCGGCUCCUGAAGCGUCCAGGCCUGUUAGCUCUGGUCUUUCUGACCUUUCUGACUUGCGUUCGCACAAUAAGGCAGGAGUCAGCAAUGGCUCUGGAUCACAGGAAACCCCUGGAAGCGAGAUUAAAGUGCAAAAAUGCUUCAUCGGCGUAAUGGGAAUGACCUGUGCCUCCUGUGUGGCCAACAUUGAGAGGAACCUGCUCAAACACAAGGGAAUCGUCACGGUGUUGGUGUCUCUCAUGGCUGGAAAGGCGGAGGUGAAGUAUGACUCAGAAGUCAUGAAUGCCGCUGCUGUAACUCAGCUCAUAGAAGACUUAGGCUUUGGUGCCAAGCUGAUCGAGGACAAUGCAGUAACACAUGGGAAACUGGAUCUCACUAUAACGGGCAUGACAUGUGCGUCAUGUGUGCACAGCAUCGAGUCCAAGCUCACCUCAACCAAAGGGAUCCUCGGGGCCUCCGUCGCCCUUGCAACCAAAAAAGCCCAAAUCCAGUUUGACCCGGAAAUACUCGGAGCUCGAGAUAUUGUCAAGAUAAUUCAGAGUCUCGGUUUCGAGGCCAGUCUGGUGAAAUCCGGCUUCAAAAACAACCUCGAUCACACGGGAGAAAUUCAACAGUGGAAGAGCUCCUUUCUGCUCAGCCUUGUUUUCGGCCUGCCUGUCAUGGGCCUCAUGAUCUACAUGAUGGUGAUGGACAGUCAGCACCAGGAGCACGGAGGCUCCAUGCCCGAGGAGCAGAACCUGCUGCCCGGCCUCUCCCUCCUCAACCUGGCCUUCUUCCUGCUCUGUACACCUGUGCAGAUCUUUGGAGGCCGAUACUUCUACAUCCAGGCGUAUCGCUCGUUAAAACACCGCACAGCCAACAUGGACGUGCUGAUCGUGUUAGCUACCUCUAUUGCCUACAUCUACUCCUGCGUGGUCCUCGUCGUAGCCAUGGCCGAGCAAGCCAGCCAGAGCCCCGUCACCUUCUUCGACACUCCACCCAUGCUGUUUGUGUUCAUCGCGCUGGGUCGGUGGCUGGAGCACGUUGCAAAAAGUAAAACCUCAGUGGCUUUGGCCAAAUUAAUGUCCCUUCAAGCCACUGAUGCCACCGUGGUCACUUUGGGACGUGACCACUCCAUCAUCAGUGAGGAGCAGGUGGUGGUGGAGCUGGUCCAGCGGGGCGACAUCGUGAAAGUCGCCCCUGGAGGAAAGUUCCCAGUUGAUGGGAAAGUGAUUGAGGGAAGCUCCAUGGCCGACGAGUCCCUGAUCACAGGGGAGCCGAUGCCCGUCAGUAAGAAGGUCGGCAGUUCAGUGAUCGCCGGCUCCAUCAACGCUCACGGAGCUCUUCUGGUGGAGGCCACUCACGUCGGUGCAGACACAACUCUGUCUCAAAUCGUCAAACUGGUGGAAGAGGCCCAAACCUCGAAGGCUCCCAUCCAGCAGUUUGCAGACAGGCUCAGCGGCUACUUUGUUCCCUUCAUAGUUAUGGUGUCUGUGUUGACGCUGGUCGCCUGGCUGGCAAUCGGGUUUGUCAACUUUGACAUUGUGAGGGACAACUUCCCGGGUUACAACCAGAACAUCUCCAAGGCGGAAGUGGUCGUGCGCUUUGCCUUCCAGGCCUCCAUCACAGUUCUGUCCAUCGCCUGCCCCUGCUCUCUGGGGCUGGCGACCCCGACAGCUGUCAUGGUGGGGACAGGGGUUGGAGCUCAGAACGGGAUCCUCAUUAAAGGAGGCGAGCCGCUGGAGAUGGCCCACAAGAUCCGCGUGGUGAUGUUUGAUAAGACCGGCACGAUUACAAAUGGAGUCCCGCGGGUGACUCGUGUGUUGGUGCUGUGGGAAAUAGCCCGCAUGCCCCUGAGGAAGAUCCUGGCGUUGGUCGGCACAGCAGAGGCCAGCAGCGAACACCCGCUGGGCAUGGCCGUCUCCAAACACUGCAAAGAGGAGCUGGGCUGUGAUUUGCUUGGUUACUGUAAGGACUUCCAGGCGGUGCCCGGAUGUGGGAUCAGCUGCCGGGUUUCCAACGUGGAACAUCUGCUGCAGCAGCAGAACGUAGAGCGCUUCCUGCUGCCGGGAGCCACCACCGACGAAAGCAGUCUGCUCUCUGCUGCCGAGGACACGUCUGCAGGUGAGCCUUCGUCUUACUCUGUCCUGAUUGGGAACAGAGAGUGGAUGAGGAGGAACGGCCACCACAUCGGAACAGACGUCGACGCCGCCAUGUCCAGCCACGAGACCAAAGGGCAGACGGCUAUCCUGGUGGCUAUAGAUGGUAUGCUGUGUGCCAUGUUAGCCAUUGCAGACAUGGUGAAGAAGGAGUCAGCGUUAGCGGUGCACACACUCAACAGCAUGGGCAUCGAGGUGGUUAUGAUAACAGGAGAUAACAGGCGCACAGCUAAAGCCAUCGCUGCACAGGUGGGGAUUAAAAAGGUGUUUGCAGAGGUGCUGCCUUCACACAAGGUGGCGAAAGUGCAAGAGCUGCAGGAAAAAGGGCUGCGAGUGGCCAUGGUGGGGGACGGCGUCAACGACUCGCCGGCCCUCGCUCGGGCCGACGUCGGCAUCGCCAUCGGCACGGGCACCGACGUGGCUAUAGAGGCGGCCGACAUCGUCCUCAUUCGAAACGACCUGCUGGACGUGGUGGCGAGCAUCGAGCUGUCGAAGAAGACGGUGCGAAGGAUAAGGACCAACUUUGUCUUCGCUCUCAUCUACAACCUGGUAGGGAUACCCAUCGCUGCAGGUGUGUUCAUGCCUGUCGGCCUGGUGCUGCAGCCCUGGAUGGGCUCUGCUGCGAUGGCUGCCUCGUCCGUUUCUGUGGUUCUGUCUUCUUUACUGCUGAGAAUGUACAAGAAGACCUCAGUGGAGCAGUAUGAGAUGCGAGCGCAGGGCCAGAUAAGGAGCCUCCGGUCGUCUCAGAUCAGCACACAUCUGGGUCUGGAGCCGCUGAGCCACAGCAGCGCCGGCCCACCCAGCCAGGCACCGUCCAUUAACUGUGUCCAGGAGCGGGACCGCUACUCCUUCCUGGAUCGCCACACUGCAGAGGACCUUAAUGUGUUGUAAAGGGAAAAGGGAAGGACAAAGACUUCACACAGUUUCUAGUUUUCAUGUUUACGCAUUGUGUACUAUGUAUUUAUGUAAAUAGAUGAGGCUAAUUGUGCACAGAAACUCAAGAAGUUCACUUAUUUUGACGUGGCACGUUCACCUUUAGCUUACCUAAACUCUGAGGACACACCGAUCUAUAACGUGUUUCGUAAAAUGUCUAAAAAUCAAGCUGCUAAAACUAAAAGUGAAGGUAUUACUGAAGCGUUCUCAUGUUAUGCUUCUUUUUUGUUUUAUAUUCUCACGCCAGGUGACAGGAGCCACAUAAAUCAAACUUGCAAUAUGAAAAAGUUUUGCUUGUGUGUAUCUGCUGUACAAAUGCACUUUUACAAUAUACAUAACUCAAAGUAAAGCUCCAGUGUUUGGA